Molecule: messenger RNA, 1363 nt
Organism: Vitrella brassicaformis
Lineage: Eukaryota; Vitrellaceae
Source: the annotation of a GenBank genome assembly
CACCACAUGCACCACCCUGUCACCGGCCGAAGCACCCCGCCACACGCCUAUCAACUCCCCAGGCCAGGGAGGGAUCCUAUCGUCCGAUGCAUCGUCACCAUUUCUCGACGUAAGGCCGCAUCUCCUGCUCAUGGCUCCACGCAGUCUUGUCCUGUGUGUGCAGGGACCAGUAGGUCUCAGCCAUCGCGUCGGGGUUCAGCAGGCUGUCGAUGGGACGGUCAGGCUGCCUGCACACACACAAUACGUGACACGCUCACAUGCACGUCUUCUUGUCGGCCGACGUGUGUGUGUGUGUGUGUCCAGAUCUCUCUGCUUUUUUUACAUCUCUCGGAUUUUCGGCGUAUCGAUUUGUCCGUCAACAACCGCAAGCACACCACCCACACACGAGUGGCCGUCCACCUCCCUCUCUGUAUGUGUAUGUGGUGGUUUUGAGGUUGCCUUGCUUACUGAUGUGUGCCACGUGUAUGCCUUCGGGCAUCAGUUCUCUGGCCAUGCACUGCGCCAGCGCCCGGAGGGCAAACUUGUGCACCGCAAGGUUGUAGAAACUCUUUCCGCCUCUCAGGCUGGCCGUCGCACCCGUCAACAGAAUUGUCCCUAAUCGACAGAUGCCACACACAGACUCAUUAGUGCAUCCAUCACUUCUGUGCGUGUGUGUGUGUGUCUGUCUGGAGGGCCAAUGACUCUGACCCUUCUUCUGCGCCGUCAUGGCGGGAACGACCUCUUUGGAUGCGAUGAAGGCGCCCGUGCAGCCCACCUUCAUGUUGGUCUCGAACUGGUCUGUGGGCGUGUCCACCAGCUUGGCAGGGGGCCAUGACGUCCUGCCGCCCGCAUUCCACACCUACCCAACCAAUGUGCACAUACAUCUUCGCCAACUUGCCGUCGUAGUGUGCCUGUGUUUCUGACCAGGACUUCCACAUCGCCAAGCCUCUCGCGAAUCGUGCGAAAGGCCUCCUUAAUGCUCGGCUCGCUGGUCCCGUCAGCAGGCACACACAAGGCCUGACCACCUGGCGCCAUCCGUACAGCAUGCACCUCCUGAGCUGCAACGCUUCUACAUGCCUUCCUUUUCGAUGGCCUCUUUGACGGGGCUGAGGUUGUUCAUAUCUCGCGACAUCAGCGCCACCUUGUAGCCACCACGGGCGAACCGCCUGCAGACACACACAACAAGACAGUCAGGCAAUGGCAAAUUGGCAAUGGCCACCCAUCUUUCCCCCUCUGCGUACCUUGCGACGGCUUGCCCGAGCCCCGGGCCCACUCCAACGACCACGGCACAUCCAAAAGUCGCCACCACUCGCACACUCACUGGUUUUGCGUCAGAUCCUAAGCGCCGGAGAUCCCGCCUUUCAAAACUUCCCCGGCAAUUCAU